GCGAUGGUGUUGGCCUGGUCAACACAAGCAAGUAGGACUGUAGGAGCAGGACACUCAGGAAAGGCAGCACCGGCGCACUUGCAUCACCGACUCCGACGCAACCUCGACACAGCCGGCGUCCUCCGGUCGGCCCCUCGCUACAGCACACAGCGCUGCGUCCGCAGUCACACUCUCCACCGCACAGUAGCAGUAGCAGCAGCAGCAGCUGCUGCACAGACGCUGUUCCGCAGUCUCGCCUCUGGCGCUCACCUCCUUUGUAUUCCUAUCUAGCGCCCUACAGACACACACGCACGCGCGACGGCACGAUGGCGGGCGGCGCGGCCAUGGACGUGCUCCACCGCUUCAGCAGCUGGGAGAGCUCGCACCUGCUCAUAGAGCGAGACACCGGCAAGCAGGUGCAGGAGCAGAACCCUCCCCUGGAGGCUCUGCGCAUGUGGUUCCUGUACCAGACGCUGCCGGGGCGGCUGCUGCUGGCGCUGCCGCCCACCUGGUGGGUGCUGGGCUGGCAGCACCGGCGGCUGGCGGCGUACGCCAACAGCCCGCGCAGCAAGAAGAGCAUCCCGGGCCUCAUCAAGGACUACGCCAUCGACGUGAGCACUGCGGAGAAGCCGCCCGACCAGUACGACACCCUGCAGGCCUUCUUCGCGCGCCGGCUCAAGCCCGAGCUCCGGCCCAUCGCCGAGCCCGACAACGACGCCAUCGCCGUCAUGCCUGCCGACUCGCGUGUGGUGGUGUUUGACAACGUGGGCGACGCGCACCGCUUCUGGAUCAAGGGCCGCGCCUUCAGCGUGCGGCGCCUGCUGGGGCUGCGCCACGACCAGUGCGCGCCCGAGUGGGCCGACUGCGCCAUCGCCAUCAACAGGCUGGCCCCUGUGGACUGCCACCGGCUGCACGCCGCCGUGAGCGGCCGCGUGCGCAGCAUCUCCAAACACGGCAACCGCUUCCUGGGCUCCGAGUGGGCGGCCACACACAGCUCCGUCAACCCCAUGACCGAGAACGAGCGGCUGGUGAUGGAGUUUGAGAGCGACGCCUUCGGGGCCGUGAUCCAGGUGAUGAUCGGCGCCAGCGAGGUGGGCAGCGUGACGCCACUGGUGUCGGAGGGGCAGGCGGUGCGCAAGGGCGACGAGGUGGCGGUGUUCGGGUACGGCGGCAGCAUUAUGGCCACACUGUUCAAGCGCGGCGCCAUCGCCUUCGACGCCGACCUGCACGACAACACACGCCGCGGCGGCGAGACCCGCGUCAACUACGGCAUGCGGCUGGGGGUGGCCACACGCCAGGCGCCCGCAGGAGGGGUGCCGGAGGCGGCAGUGCGCGGCGGUGGAGGAGGUGGAGGAGGCGGCGGCGGAGGAGGAGGAGGCGCGCGGCAGGACGGCGGCCGCACCCGCACAGUGGCGUGAUGAGCUUGCAUGCGGUGGUGGCGGUGGCGGUGGCGGUCGUGAGGGGGCGGAGUUGUCGUGCAGCGGUGGCGGUGCCGCGGUGACAUGAUGCAGUGGCAUGGGGAGUAAUAUGGGAAACAAGGUUGGGCAGCGGAACCGUAGCGUACAUUAACAACAUCAUGUGGGGUGUGUGCAUGUUGCAGUGGUUUGACUACCGUAAAGGCUGGGGGGCACAUACACAGCAGUGAUUGCUGUCAGGCAAGGGUUCAAUGCUGUAUCGAUCGACUGAGCCGCCGUACGUCGUGCGGAGGUUGUGUUGUAUUGCUGGCUGCUGUGCAUAGCUACCGUAAUCUGCAAGUUGUUGUCAGACUGGAUGCGCACUACGCAGGCGGGUGUCCACUGCCGAUUGCGCGCUCGCUAGCAACUGCGCGUGUGUGAGUGUGACACAUGUACGUGCGACGCUUGGA
This is a messenger RNA of Chlamydomonas reinhardtii, 1843 nucleotides long. RefSeq lists its product as uncharacterized. The record is from RefSeq and is a predicted model, not a curated record. Lineage: Eukaryota; Viridiplantae; Chlorophyta; Chlorophyceae; Chlamydomonadales; Chlamydomonadaceae. Gene Ontology annotation, molecular function: phosphatidylserine decarboxylase activity. The transcript is spliced from 8 exons. Gene Ontology annotation, biological process: phospholipid biosynthetic process. Bases 306 to 1397 code for a protein of 363 amino acids.